This is a messenger RNA of Melopsittacus undulatus (budgerigar), 444 nucleotides long. It is a transcript of the gene PSENEN, whose product is annotated as presenilin enhancer, gamma-secretase subunit. The transcript has 4 exons. The record is from RefSeq and is a predicted model, not a curated record. Lineage: Eukaryota; Metazoa; Chordata; Aves; Psittaciformes; Psittaculidae. Gene Ontology annotation, biological process: Notch receptor processing. Gene Ontology annotation, cellular component: gamma-secretase complex. The coding region runs from base 58 to 363 and encodes 101 amino acids.
GGGGCGGGGCCGGAAGCGGAAGUGCUGCUCGGGGCUGGGAGCGGCGGCGGAGCGGAGAUGAACCUGGAACGUGUCUCCAAUGAGGAUAAACUGGAGCUGUGCAGGAAGUACUACCUGGGGGGCUUUGCUCUCCUGCCCUUCCUGUGGCUGGUCAAUGUUGUCUGGUUCUUCCGUGAGGCCUUCGUGGUGCCUCCCUAUGGGGAACAGCCUCUUAUCCGCAGCUACGUGCGCCGCUCCGCGGUGGGGUUGGGUGUGUGGGGGGUGGGGUUGGGGGCGUGGCUUGGGCUGUUCCAAACGCAGCGCGCGCGGUGGGGGGCGUGGGGGGACUUCCUGGCGUUCACCCUCCCGCUGGGGACCCCGUGACCCCCCCCCCCCCGCUUCCGGGCACGUGGUACGGCCCGGGGGGCGGGGCCGGGAGGGGACACGCCCACUGCUGCACCGCCC